CGGCGAGCUCCGGAGAGUGACUCCCCGCGCGCUCACUUCCGCGUCCCGCCGCCGGCCGCCGCCAUCGGACAAUGGGCCGCGCGCCGCGGCUGCAGUGAGCUCUGCUGGAUCCGGCCGCCCGCCCCAGGCCAGGGGCUGGCCAGCGCGUUUGCAAGUUCGGUUGCCGGACGGACGUGGAUGUGAGUUUCUGUUUUCUGUGUACGUUCUCUGUCUUCUUUCGCCUGUUUUGGGGUUUUGUGACUUGGAGAAGGGAACUUUUCUAAGCAGGCCGGGCACGGACUGAAGGCUACUCUGCCCCCACGUGGACGCUCCCCAGGGGAAAAAAAGAAGUCUGAAAGUAAACUUAGCCCCGCCGGCCUGAAGGCCUCAACUUUGGCUGGACUGUUAAGUUUUGGAGUCAUGACCUUCUCGCUGAGCAGGUGGGAAUCUCUAUCUGCCUUGGGCUGGACCUGAAACCUCAGCGGGCACCCAAAUCUCCCCCACCCCAUACACCCCUUGUACCAGGGCUAGGCCCCGGACAGUGAUCCACAACAUGGACAAAUACGAUGAUCUGGGCCUUGAGGCCAGCAAGUUCAUCGAGGACCUGAACAUGUAUGAGGCCUCCAAGGAUGGGCUCUUCCGGGUGGACAAGGGUGCUGGCAACAACCCAGAGUUUGAGGAAACUCGAAGGGUGUUCGCGACCAAGAUGGCCAAAAUCCACCUCCAACAGCAGCAGCAGCAGCAGCUUCUACAGGAGGAGGCCCUACCUAGGGCAGUCAGAAGCCCUGUCAACGGUGGGAACCGUCAGAGUGUGAGCACCAAGCUGGCUGCAGAUGGGGCGGCUAAGCCUCCUCUGGCUGUGCCAACAGUGGCACCUGGAUUAGCUACCACUUCUGCGGCCGUGCAGCCCUCAUACCCAUCUCAGGAGCAGAGGACCAGGCCAUCUGCUCAUGGUGCAAGACCUGGCAGUCAGAACUGUGCUUCCAGGGAGGGGCCUGUGAGUUCCCAGAGACCUGCUUUACACGGUCUGGGUCCCUGUGAAGACCCUUCCUGCCUCACUCACGGAGACUAUUAUGACAAUUUGUCUUUGGCAAGCCCACAGUGGGGUGAUAAACCAGAGUCCCCUAGCAGCGUGAGUCUGAGUGUAGGGAGCGGAUGGCCUGGUUGCCCAGGGAAUGAUUCCCAGUUGCCCAGAUCCUGUGGGGACCGUCACCCUUACCAGCCACAGCUCUCCAUGUGCUCUGGCAGGUCUUUUGAAAGUGGCAUCAGUGGCCAAGACGGUGGCAUGGGUGGCCAUAGCAGUGAGAAGCCAACAGGCCUUUGGUCCACUGCCUCUUCUCAGCGGGUGAACCUCGGCUUUUCUUCCAUGGGCUUGGAGAAUGGGACCUCAGCUCAAGCCAAGGGCACAACCGUUUCAGCACCGACGGUCCUUAGCAGCACUAGCCAAGGAGCUUGUCCCAGAAGAGAUUCAGGUCUGGGAUAUGAGGCCUCAGGCAGGGUCUCCAAACCCCUUGUGGACACUCAGCCUUGGCUCCAGCAUGGGCCCGAGUCUUACCUCUCUGUUUCUGCUCCAUUAUCCUCAGCAACUGGCAAGGACAGUGCCCAGACAGGUGUGAACACUGGGCUGGAUCCUAAGCUUGGAUGUGUGGAGUCUGGCACUAGUCCCAAGCCCAGCCCCACCAGUAAUGUCCAUCCGGGAAUGUCCACUCCGUCUGACUUAUCUUGUAAAGAGAGUCCUCCCAGCUGGUCCACUGACAGUAGCCUGGGACCUGUGCUCCCAGAGAGCCCCACCCCCUCCAGGGUGAGGUUGCCCUGCCAGACCCUUGCACCAGGCCCUGAGCUUGGACCCUCCACUGCGGAACUGAAAUUAGAAGCCCUCACCCAGCGUCUGGAGCGAGAGAUGGAUGCUCACCCCAAAGCGGACUACUUUGGAUCCUGUGUGAAAUGCAGCAAAGGGGUGUUUGGAGCUGGCCAGGCCUGUCAGGCCAUGGGAGAUCUCUACCAUGAUGCAUGCUUCACCUGUGCAGCCUGUAGCAGGAAGUUAAGAGGAAAAGCCUUCUAUUUUGUCAAUGGCAAAGUAUUCUGUGAGGAAGACUUUUUGUACUCUGGUUUUCAGCAGUCUGCGGACAGGUGUUUUCUUUGUGGACACCUGAUCAUGGACAUGAUCCUACAGGCCCUAGGGAAGUCCUAUCACCCUGGCUGUUUCCGCUGCAUCAUCUGUAAUGAGUGUCUGGAUGGGGUUCCUUUCACCGUGGACUCUGAGAACAAGAUCUACUGUGUCCGAGAUUAUCACAAGGUGCUGGCCCCCAAGUGUGCAGCCUGUGGCCUUCCUAUCCUUCCACCAGAGGGCUCAGAUGAGACCAUCAGAGUUGUGUCCAUGGACAGAGACUACCAUGUAGAGUGCUACCACUGUGAGGACUGUGGUCUGGAGCUCAAUGAUGAGGAUGGUCACCGCUGCUAUCCGCUGGAGGACCACCUGUUCUGUCACUCCUGCCAUGUCAAGAGACUGGAGAAAGGACCCUCACCUGCACCCCUCCACCAGCACCACUUCUAGCAAAGAGACACAGUGGGGAUGUGGGCCAGCCUGCCUGGGGAGGUGUCUGUGUAGCACUUCUGAGCUCCCCCACAGCUGGGGGAAGGAAGAGGAGGGACAGGAGGUAGAGUUCCCGUGUGUGUGUGUGUGUGUGUGUGUGUGUGUGUGUGUGUGUGUGUGUCUGUGUAGGGUAUCUUUCUUUACCGUAGCAGUGUGCACUCCUCCUCCAGUCCAUGUGUUUUCCAAGUGCUUUUCCCUAUUGCCACACACUCGCCAAAUCACUCAGGAAGAUGCUCCAGCUUGCACAUGGCGCCUGACACAAGCUGGGGCCUGUGUAACUGGACACAUGCUACUCCUUGGAAAGCAGGUUUUCAGAUCGUGUUGAGCACAUUCCACAGUGUCCCUAAAGAGCAACAGUGAUGGAGGUGAGCAGCACUUCCGUCUAGGAGAAUGCCUGCACCCAGGUGACCCUCACACAGCCUAUGGCAUGAGUUAACAGUUCGGUCCACUUUAGAGCUUCUGAGAGUGCUUUGAACAUUUGACUGCAUUACAGCAAGAAAGAGGCACUGCAUAUGCUCUGUGCCUUGGCGUCUGCUUGGUAAGUGAGAGCCAAGCUUAGACAUCUGGGAGGCUGGGUCUCCCUGUUGUGCCUCUGUCUUUCCUCCUGCACCUAAGGCAGUGGAGCUGGGGCCGAGGCCUGCCCUGUCCUAUACAGCCAGCUCAGAGAGAACUGGUGCAGGCACCAGGCUUCUUGUUCACACUUGGUGCUGCGUUUUCAUGGCUUCCUCAAGGUGAGUCUGAGGAUCUCAUGCCUUCAGAUCCCUGUCAACGUUUUCAACUUAUUUGAGCAUGACCGUUGGGAAUUCCAUCCAGUCCAUAUCCUGGGAGAAAGCUCCUUCUAAAAGGAAAGUUUUGUGUGUGAGAUCUCAAAGCUAGCACCAGAGGGAGUGCCCGAGCUUGUUUCAAAGGUAUCUCUCUUGUGCACUUCUCAGCACAGACAUUCAUUUGGUUUGAGGAAACCAAUAUAAGGUACACUGCUUUAGUCUGUUUUUAAAAACUUUGUUAUUUUUCUCUACCUUUUUCCACACACAAAACAUACCUCACAGAUAGUUUUCACCAAACGCUGAUCAAACAGGAAUUCAUCGUAUCGGGAGACUGUUGGUGUAUCAGCAGUGGCCAUUUCCAGCUUCACUACAGCGAAGUAGUGUAGUCGAAACACAAGGUCUUCUGAAGAUGCAGAUGAAGUCAGGCCUCAUGUGCCUCUGCAUUGCUGGCUCCCAGGGUAGUCAGGCUAAGAGGGAGACCAGGUGCUGGCAACAUUAGGACCACUUCUGAGGUGGAUAUGUGGACAUACCUGUCCUCCCAACAUUUGAGAGGCUGAAGUUUGUGAAGUAGUUUUAAGUCUGUCCUCAACUACAUGAGGCCAUGACCUCACUCAAAAAAGAAAAAAACCUUAAAGAGAGAAAGGAAAAAAGCAACAAAAAACCCACCCAGCACUGAAGAAUAUAAUUAACUUUGUCUAUCACUUCCUGAGGCCAGAGGUCAGUGUCUCCUUGGAAGUUCAAAUGGGUAAAACUGGAAAAACAAAAAUGAAAUGGGUUUCUAUCUGCUGUCUCAUCUUCAGGGAGUGCCCCAUGACUUGUGGCAAGAAGGCUGGAGUAUCUCACUUCAGCUGUCAGGCUGGGUACCCGGCAACUGGCUUAGGGGGUGAGCCAUGGUCCAGCCUCUGACACAUGUGAAUGUGGGCUCCUGACUAGGCCUCAGCUACACCUGUAGGCUAUUGCAAUCCUGCUGGCCUUCAUUGCCUAUCAGAAGCUCAGAACUAGGACUGUGGACCAGGACCAUGUUUUUCAUUUUUAUAAGGUUCCUUCUGUUGGGAUCCUUUGGCCAGAUGUUACUUGUUUCCUGUUCUAGACAGAACUCCUUAAGAAAUAAAGCUAUGACUAUAUGGGGCAACAGAGAUAGACCCUGAGACUAGCCAUGUUUUUUCUCUUCUAGUUACCUAGGUUGGCUUUGGCAAGGCUGGCAGGGAAAGGAAACGAGACAAUAUUGAGGCUCUGGUGUAUUCUAAUUUUGAGUCAAGAUGAUUGAUGAAAAUUGCAUUGGAAUUAGUGCCAGAAGUAGAUGGGAUUUGUUUGCAAAUUGAAUAAUUUAAAACGCUGUGAUUAAUUUUUAAAUGAAAUUCCUGAUUGAGGCGAUUCAGAUCUGUUUGCAAAUUUUAUAUUAUCAAAAAAGCAAUAAAGGAAUUUGCAGACUUCCCAAAACCCCCAAGACUGUCUUCUUUGACUGUUUGCUGGAGAAGGC
Molecule: messenger RNA, 4816 nt
Organism: Arvicanthis niloticus (Nile rat)
Lineage: Eukaryota; Metazoa; Chordata; Mammalia; Rodentia; Muridae
Gene: Limd1
Product: LIM domain containing 1
Biological process (GO): cytoskeleton organization; response to hypoxia; negative regulation of hippo signaling
Cellular component (GO): adherens junction; transcription regulator complex; nucleus
Molecular function (GO): transcription corepressor activity
Source: RefSeq, a predicted model, not a curated record